UUCAAUUUGGAUCCCUGGCAGUGAGUCACGGACGGGACAUAACCAGUAAAAUAAUAGAAUCACUAUUACCAUUAUCAUCUUCUUCAUCGUCCUCGUCUUCUUUAUCAAUCUCAGGGUUAACUUCGUCUUUUCCAUCUACAAAGGCAGUGGAUCUGCAAUUGUGAAAAACCCUACACAAUCCGAUCAAGUUGCACCUGCAGCUACCACAGGUCGAGUCGGAUCAUUAGCAGACAGAAAAGGCUACAUCAAUUGGAUGUUGGUUUUGGAUGUUUCGAGAUCUUAAUGAAUUGUUAACGGAGAUUUUGUUUGAUUUUUCCUGAUGUAUGUCUGGCCUCUGGUAACACAUCCACACUCUGAUUUUUUCUUCAUGAACAUAAAUCCGUGUUUUUGGUGUGAUAAUACAAUUCUGUUUUAAUGGAAAGCUUGUGCCCAGUUCAAUUGGAAGAUGUUAUCAGUUGAGUAUGUGUCCGUGACAGAGGUGUGUGUUUGUUUGUGUGGAGUGUCAUUAUGAAGGUGAGUAAUGUGUUUGUAGAAGAUGAAAUGCGGUACUAAGGAAGUGAUUUUAAGUUGUUUGCUUCGCCUAUUCUGAGUGCCAAAACGUUUUUUUGGGUUGGAUGAGACUGAACUUCCUAGUGGGGCAUUUUGAAUACCAAAAAGUUCGAGUAGGAGAGAGAUAAACAAAAAGGUACGGAGUGUUGAUUGUUUUUAUUACAUCGUUUUCUAUUCGAACUGUGCAAGAGAGGAUACAUAUACUCAACUGUGAAGUACAAAUAAAAGAGUAUGUAUACUUUCCAGUAGUAGACAGUUCCAUUAGGAAAGAAGAAAAAGGGAAAGAAGAAAAAGGGAAGGAAGAAAAAGAAAAGAAAGUGAGAUAAUUUUUAAAAUUGUUUGGGAGGAAAGAAAGAUAAAAUGAGCAGACAUGUGGACUUCUUUGCUUCAUUUUUUGCUGAAUCAUAGACUUCUCUGCUUCAAUACUGAUGUCUAGCUAGCUCCAAAUAUUUUUAUUUGUCUUUCUGAUCCCUUAAUUCUUAUACUUACACAGAUAAGCCUCUGGAACAACUAGAGUCACUGGAGAUAUUGUGUGAUAGAUAUUUUCUGAAUGUACUGUCUGAGUCAAAGAUCUGUAUUUGCUAUAUCGAUUAAGCACAAAUGAAAGGAGGACAUAUUUAUAGCUUUAAAGGGAGGUUUAUUUUCCUGCCUCUGGUUACCCUUGUUCUAUUUACUACAUUAAUGUGGACAUGGGAGAGAAAUCCAAUAAUAGCUAUGACUUUAAGAUCAGCUCAAGAAUGGUACAACUUACCUUCAGCACAAGCCCCUAUUGAAUCUGUGGGAACCGCAACACUGGAAAAGGAUGUGGAAAAAUCCGCUACUCCCAGCACAGAAAAUAGAACAAAAAUUCAACUUGAUACUCAGGUUGUGGCAACCGUGGAUUCUAUACCUGCAGACUCUCCAAAAUCUCAAUACAAUCAAAAUUUCACUCCUUCUUCCACAAGUACAGGAACUCCAACACUGGAAAAGGGUGGGGAAAAAUCCAUAACCCCAACCACACCUGCAGAAUCUCCAAAAACUCAAUACAAUCAAAAUGUCACAGCUUCUUCUAGAAGUAAAGUUUGUAAUUAUGCCAAGGGUAAGUGGGUUGCCGAUAGCAGGAGGCCGCUGUAUUCUGGGUUCAACUGUAAGCAAUGGUUAUCCUCAAUGUGGUCAUGUAGAAUGACACAACGACCAGAUUUCUCAUAUGAGGGAUAUCGCUGGCAACCGGAAAAUUGUGAAAUGCAAGAGUUUAACCGGUCUGCGUUCUUGAAAAAGAUGCAGGACAAAACAAUUGCUUUUAUAGGAGAUUCAUUGGGCCGGCAACAAUUUCAAUCUCUAAUGUGUAUGGCCACUGGUGGGGAAGAGAGCCCAGAGGUUCAAAAUGUGGGAUGGGAGUAUGGUUUGGUAAAAGCACGUGGAGCUAUUCGUCCAGAUGGUUGGGCUUAUAGAUUUCCCAAGACUAAUACCACCAUAUUAUAUUAUUGGUCAGCUAGCUUAAGUGAUUUGCAGCCACUUAACAUCUCAGACAAGCUGUCAAACGUUGCCAUGCAUUUAGACCGACCCCCAGCUUUCAUGAGUCGGUUCCUCCAUCGCUUUGAUGUUUUGGUUCUUAAUACAGGACACCACUGGAACAGGGGGAAGCUUACUGCGAACAGGUGGAUAAUGCAUGUUAAUGGAAAGCCAAAUGAAGACAAGCAGAUUGAAGUAAUUGCAAAUGCCAAAAACUUAACAAUCUACAGUAUAGCCAGAUGGCUUGAUUUGCAGCUUGUUUCUCAUCCUCGGCUCAAAGCUUUCUUCAGGACUAUAUCUCCUAGGCAUUUUUUCAAUGGGGAUUGGAACACUGGUGGAAGCUGUGAUAACACUAUCCCUUUAACCAAUGGAAGUGAGGUCAUGCAAGAAGGGUCUACUGAUACAACUAUUGAAGGUGCUAUAAAGGGUACAAAGAUUAAAAUACUGGACGUAACUGCCCUUUCGCAAUUGAGGGAUGAGGCUCACAUGUCGCGCUACAAUUUUAGAGGAACUCUUAAUUCAAGUGACUGCUUGCACUGGUGCCUACCUGGUAUUCCAGAUACGUGGAACGAACUCCUUGUUGCUCAGAUAUAGGCUGUCAUAGUUUAGGCACCUCUCCUUGCUUACAAAUGCAUCCCAGCAUGCAUUAGUAAGAUGUUUAGGGCACCAGAAUCUGUUCAUUAUUUAUGGUCUAGGAAGACCAAUCAUUUGUUUCGUCCAAUGAUGUAUUUCAUUUAUUGUUUUCUCACCAAAUAGGAAAAGUGGGGAGAUCGUACAGCCCCAUUCCGUUUUCACUUUAAUGAAAGAACAAUUAGGUGAAACUUAUAUAUAUAUAUAUAUAUAUAUAUAUAUAUAUAUAUGUAUGAUUUGGACAGAAUCAAGGAUGAACAUAACCACACGAGGUAUGAGCUAUAAAUACCAUAGGCAUGACCAAAGUUGUCAUGGCUUUUAUUCAA
This is a messenger RNA of Vigna radiata var. radiata (mung bean), 2996 nucleotides long. RefSeq names its product protein trichome birefringence-like 14. Gene Ontology annotation, molecular function: acetyltransferase activity. Gene Ontology annotation, biological process: plant-type secondary cell wall biogenesis; xyloglucan metabolic process; xylan biosynthetic process. Lineage: Eukaryota; Viridiplantae; Streptophyta; Magnoliopsida; Fabales; Fabaceae. The transcript has 5 exons. The record is from RefSeq and is a predicted model, not a curated record. Gene Ontology annotation, cellular component: Golgi apparatus. Bases 1150 to 2634 code for a protein of 494 amino acids.